Molecule: messenger RNA, 695 nt
Organism: Acipenser ruthenus (sterlet)
Lineage: Eukaryota; Metazoa; Chordata; Actinopteri; Acipenseriformes; Acipenseridae
Product: hemoglobin subunit rho-like
Exons: 3
Coding region: 79-522 (147 amino acids)
Biological process (GO): hydrogen peroxide catabolic process; oxygen transport
Cellular component (GO): blood microparticle; haptoglobin-hemoglobin complex; hemoglobin complex
Molecular function (GO): oxygen binding; heme binding; haptoglobin binding
Source: RefSeq, a predicted model, not a curated record
UAGGUAGACACUGAAGAAUUGCUUUCAAGCUUGAAUCCUCAGCCGUUAGCCAACGAACAAAGAAACCAAUUAUCCACAAUGGUGCACUGGACCGAUGCAGAGCGUGAGGCCAUCAAUACCUUCUGGGCCAAGAUUGACCAUGAGGAAGUUGGCCACCAGGCCCUGACCAGGGUGCUGGUUGUGUACCCCUGGACACAGAGGUACUUCAGCACAUUCGGCAACCUUUCCAACGCCACCGCCAUUGCUGGUAACCCCAAGGUCCGUGCUCACGGCAAGAGGGUGCUGGAUGCUCUCGGUGACGCUAUCACUCACUUGGACAACGUGAACGCAACUUACGCCAAGCUGAGCCAGCUCCACUCUGAGAAGCUCCACGUCGACCCCGAGAACUUCAGGCUGCUGGGUGAGACCCUGAUCAUCGUCCUGGCCGGUCACUUCGGUGCAGCCUUCACUCCCGCUAUCCAGGCUACUUGGCAGAAAUUCCUGGCUGUUGUGAUCGCCGCUCUCAGCAAACAGUACCACUAAACACCAGCCAUCUUACCCCAUGCCAGCGACAAGAAUGGGACAAGCACAACAACAUUGUGUCCGUACUUUUCAAAAUCUCUGGUGCAAGCCUCACGCACCGGCCUGUUGAAAACUACAUCUUUGUUUAUUUUCAGUCGUUGAAGCUUUGAUAAAUAAAACAGUUUAUUCUUCAA